GAGGAGCUCUGAGUCACGAGCUGACAGACACAGCUGACCACCCUGAGUGCUUGGCACACGCUCCCAUCGCAUCAAGUCCAAAAGUAUCCUACGCACCAUGGCAUCGGACGAAUUGGCGAGGAAACUGCAGCCCAGGAUGGCCGAGCAGGCUCCCCAAUUCAACCCGUGUGCACCAGAGGAGACCCCGGUGAAACCGAGCGACUCUGUCCCUGAGCCGCAGGAAAAAGCGGUGGUGGUCAUUGUCAAUGAUGCCACAUCGGAACUCACGGCGAAACUCACCCGGAGACUGGACAUCAACGAUGGGAACGCGGCGCCCAAGCAAGCCAAGGUAUUCAACCCCUACACGGAAUUCAAAGAAUUCUCCCGCAAACAGAUCAAAGAGAUGGAGAACAUUUUCAAACGGUUUGACAGUGGUAAGGACGGCUUCAUAGACCUGAUGGAGCUGAAGCUGAUGAUGGAGAAGCUGGGAGCUCCUCAGACCCACCUGGGCCUCAAGAACAUGAUCAGGGAGGUGGAUGAGGACAUCGAUGGCAAGCUGAGCUACAGAGAGUUCCUGCUGAUUUUCAGGCGAGCAGCGGCAGGCGAGCUGCAGGAGGAGAGCGGUCUGGUGGCUCUGGCCAGACUGUCUGAGAUAGACGUCUCCACAGAGGGAGUCAUGGGGGCACGGGACUUCUUUGAGGCUAAGGUACAAGCUCUAAAGGUGGGCAGUAAGUUUGAGGCUGAGAUCCGAGAGGAGCAGGAGGAAAUGAAGAGGCAGGCGCUUGAUAGGAAACAGAGACGGGCUGCCUUCAAAGAGCUGCAAUCUGCCUUCUGCUCAUAAUACAGUGCACAGACACUGAAACACGCGCACACUGAAACACGCGCACACUGAAACACGCGCACACUGAAACACGCGCACACACUGAAACACGCGCACACACUGAAACACGCGCACACACUGAAACACGCGCACACACUGAAACACGCGCACACACUGAAACACGCGCACACACUGAAACACGCGCACACACUGAAACACGCGCACACACUGAAACACACACACACACUGAAACACACACACUGAAACACACACACACACUGAAACACACACAAACAAAAACAUGCAUGACCAUGCUCAUACUCACUUGCACAUUAAGGGAGGUUUUAAAGUAGUUCCAUAACUUCCCUGAAUACACACAUAAUAAUAUUUGAUUGAAUAAUGAAAGUUUGAUAUUAAGGUUAUUGUUAUGAUAUGACUGUUGUGAUUUAUUGUUAUUAUUGUUCUGAUUAACAUGAUUGUAUUAGCUAUUAUACACAAUAUUCUCACUUAGUUUAAAACAGUGAGGUCAUACCUAUUUUAAGAAAAUAGAUUUUUCUAUUUCCCAUCAAUAAUUAUAUUGUUUGAUGUACAUUACAGAAAAGGUUAUGUGGAUCAAUGUAUUGACCAAUUGAUGUGUAGAAGGCAAAGGAAUGUUAAAAUACCCGUGUCCAAAAAAAGUCGCUAGCCACCUUUUUUUUCUGUUGAAACCUUUAAAAAUCACUGAAUAUACGUGUUUACUAUUGGCAUAUUAUAGGUGGUGCUGUUAUAUUGAAUAUUGACCUGUAAUCUAGGUUUGUUUAAUUUCUAGAAACAUACCAUCAUGUAACACUGUAGCAUUAUGUUGUCUUGUGUCCCGAAAUAAAAGGAAAUGGAUGAAUUGUAUUUUUCCAUAAAUAAAACAAUGGUAACCACA
Oncorhynchus masou masou (cherry salmon) is the source of this 1712-nucleotide messenger RNA. RefSeq names its product EF-hand domain-containing protein D2-like. The transcript has 4 exons. NCBI's taxonomy places the organism in Eukaryota, Metazoa, Chordata, Actinopteri, Salmoniformes, Salmonidae. Bases 98 to 820 code for a protein of 240 amino acids. Gene Ontology annotation, molecular function: calcium ion binding. The record is from RefSeq and is a predicted model, not a curated record.